Messenger RNA from Homarus americanus (American lobster), 3441 nucleotides. Its product is annotated as zinc finger protein 260-like. NCBI's taxonomy places the organism in Eukaryota, Metazoa, Arthropoda, Malacostraca, Decapoda, Nephropidae. The transcript has 2 exons. The record is from RefSeq and is a predicted model, not a curated record. The coding region runs from base 994 to 2928 and encodes 644 amino acids.
GCAACACUGCCCGAGACACAGUGUAAAGAGGCAGCUGUGGUUACGCUCUACCACCAACAACUUAUUAUAUUAACACUUUAAGAUAAAUAAAAUUAACAAUACCAAAUAAGAAUAAGUAAAAAUAUACUAUAAAUAUAAUAAGACUAAAGAAGAAGAAGAGGCACAGGAACCAUCUUACAAGUCACAACAAGAAGACUGGACGAUCUGGACCACAAGUUACAACACAGAUAUGAACUGAAGAACAAAUGGCAGUGGGAAGAGAAGCAGUAGACUGUGAGAACACUAUGUUGGGUGCAGGUGUAAACAACAGUGGACAUAGACAAAGUAUUACCAACUGAACCAAAGAAUUACAAGUAGACAAGAAAUUAUUCUUCCUUGUGGAAAUAUGUUUUGAAAUAAUUCAAAACUUGUGUAUAGAUUCACCCCCUCAUAAGACUUUUGUCACAUGUAGUAAAAGUUUACCAGCCAUCACAAGUACAGUAGUAUAUCAGCCUGAGUAUUAUUGUUUACCAGCCAUCACAAGUACAGUAGUAUAUCAGCCUGAGUAUUAUUGUUUACUGUACAUCAGAGGAACUGUACAUAUAACAAUAGUGUACAGUAUAUAAUUUUUGUACACUUCCCUGUUGAGUGUUUUUAUAGUGUAUGUUGUAAGUCAUAAACAGUGUUUGUUAAUGACAAGUAUAGUUAUAUGUGUAACUCAUUCUUUACACCAUUUUUCACAUUUAGUUCAAAGAGGUAUAGAGGAACCUUGUUAAUAAUGGUGUAGUCACAUCACAAACUGGAUCUUCCAUCACACUUACCUCCUCACUGUCCUCCCAUCUCAGCAUCAUUACAUCAGUGUCAGUAAAUCACAUUCACUAAUUGAUUUAUGUUUCAGUUUUCAUGUCAAAUAUAAUUAACAGUAACAAGACAUUAAUAGUUCUUGUAGGAGGAAACAGUUUGCCAGUUAAGUGUCACUAAAACCUUUGAACACACAAUACACACAGUUUUAUAAUGGAAGGUCACUCAGAGGAACAGUCAGAGUCUCCCAGAGAAUUGUCUGUAAAAUCACAUCAAGUAACACAUGUGAAAGAUCAUACAGGAGAGAAGCCAUUUGAGUGUUCAGAAUGUUUUAAAAGGUUCUCAGUUAAAUCUUCUCUCAUAAAUCAUCUGAGAGUUCAUACAGAACAGAAAUCUAAUAAGUGUUCAGAAUGUUUUAAAGAAUUUAAAAGACAAAGUGAGUUAGUGAGACAUAUGAGAGCUCAUACAGGAGAGAAACCUUAUCAGUGUUCACAAUGUCCUAAAAGAUUCUCAUAUAAAAAUUCUCUCGUAAAUCAUCAGAGAGUUCAUACAGGAGAGAAACCUUACGAGUGUUCAGAAUGUUUUAAAAGGUUCACAGAUAACACUUCUCUAAUAAAACAUAAGAAAGUUCAUACAGGAGAGAAACCUUAUCAGUGUUCAGAAUGUUUUAAAAGGUUCACAGAUAACACUUCUCUCGUAGAUCAUCAGAAAUUUCAUACAGGAGAGAAACCUUAUGAGUGUCCUCAAUGUUCAAAACACUUUACUCACAAAUGUCAUUUAGAGAGACAUAUGAGAUCUCAUACAGGAGACAAACCUUUUGAGUGUUCAGAAUGUCUUAAAAGGUUCUCACGUAAAACUUCUCUCAAAACACAUGAGAGAGUUCAUACAGGAGAGAAACCUUAUCAGUGUUCAGAAUGUCUUAAAAGGUUCUCACGUAAAACUUCUCUCAAAACACAUCAAAGAGUUCAUACAGGAGAGAAACCCUUUGAGUGUUCAGAAUGUCUGAAAAGGUUCUCGUGUAAGAUUUCUCUCAUAAUUCAUAAGAGAGUUCAUACAGGAGAGAAACCUUAUCAGUGUUCAGAAUGUCUUAAAAGGUUCUCGGAUAAAACUUCUCUCAUAAAUCAUAAGAGAGUUCAUACAGGAGAGAAGCCUUAUCAGUGUUCAGAAUGUCUUAAAAGGUUCUCACAUAAAUCUUCUCUCAUAAUUCAUAAGAGAGUUCAUACAGGAGAGAAACCUUAUCAGUGUUCAGAAUGUCUUAAAAGGUUCUCAGAUAAAACGUCUCUCAUAAAUCAUAAGAGAGUUCAUACAGGAGAGAAGCCUUAUGAGUGUUCAGAAUGUCUUAAAAGGUUCUCGCAUAAAACUUCUCUCAUAAGUCAUAAGAAGGUUCAUACAGGAGAGAAACCAUUUCAGUGCUCAGAAUGUUUUAAAACCUUCUCGGAUAAAUCUUGUCUCAUAAAUCAUAAGAAAGUUCAUACAGGAGAGGAACCUUAUCAGUGUUCAGAAUGUUUUAAAAUAUACUCUGAUAAAUCUUCUCUCAUAAAUCAUAAGACAGUUCAUACAGGAGAGAAACCCUAUGAAUGUUCAGAUUGUCUAAGAAGGUUCUCACGUAAAACUUCUCUUAAAACCCAUCAAAAAAUUCAUACAGGAGAGAAACCUUAUCAGUGUUCAGAAUGUUUUAAAAUAUUCUCAGAUAAAACUUCUUUCAUAAAUCAUAAGAAAGUUCAUAUGGCAGAGAAACCUCAUCAGUGUUCAGGAUGUUUUAAGAGAUUCUCACGUAAAUCUUCUCUUAUCAUUCAUAAGAGAAUUCAUACAGGAGACAAAACUUAUCAGUGUUCAGAAUGUCAUCAAGGCUUUUCUAAAAGGUAUCUUCUAGUAAGACACAAGAAAGUUCACUUAGAAAAACCUUUCCACUGUGUAAGAUGCAUGAAAAACUUUAUAGAGAGAGAGAGUUUAAUAUUACAUGUAGAGAGAUGUUACCAGACUGACCAAGUGGUCAACUCUCAUCACUAUGAAGGUGAAAGUUGCCAGGAUUUGCACCAUGACUUGAGCUUGUCUAGCCAACCAACAGUGGAGAUGUGUGUUUCUGAAGGAGUGAAAAAGGAAACUAAUUAUGAUCCACUCUCAGUUUUUGUUAAGGAAGAAUUCUGAAAUUGUUUUUGUGGAAUACUUGUGUUAUUGAUAGUCAUUUUAAGACUCAACUUUGGUCACUCUAAAACCAAUCUAUACAAAAUGUGAUGUAUCAAUGCCAUGAGUGAGUGUUUCUUGCCAAGCAUGAGCCAAUCACAGUGGCCUAUGAGUGUGACAUCAUGGGCCUAAUUGUGCUGUUUGGCUGGAUGCUGAGUUCAUUCCCCACCAGUGCGGGUGCCUGGUUUUCAAACACAGUCCGGUUUGGCAUAGUGACGUAUAGACGUGUUUGGUCGCCAUCCCACAAUGCGGGAUAUAUAUAUAUAUAUAUGUGAGUAUCCUUCAGGUUUUAUCCGUUUCAUGAAAUGUGUUGUGAUUCAUGUGACCCCUGUUUAACUAGCUAGGAAGAUAGGUAUUUUGUUUUGAAGUGUGUUACGAGUUGGGGAUUUAUAAUAUAGUUAAACGUCUACCCAGAUCCCAACAGGUAACAACACAAAAAAACAAAGACAAUCGGACUAUAAAAGGGUAGACAAAGGA